AUGGACGACGAUCAAAUUCGUUUACUUAUUGAAAAUAUUGAUGAUGAAAAUACCGAGUUUGACGAAAUCUUAGGCAGUGACGAAGAAGGAGUUGAUGAGGUAGAAUAUAUAAGUCAUUAUAGUGAUUCUGAACAAUCUUUAGACGGUGAUUAUGAAGAUAAUGGCACCUAUUUAUUUUCUAAUUGGUCGAACGGACCGCAAUUUAUAGGGAAAGAUGAUUCUAUUUUGGAACAAAUUGUUACAUACACAAAUAUUUAUCUUGACCGUAUAAGACCAAAGUUUGAUCGUUCACGUGAUGCAAGACCGACUAGUCUAACAGAAAUAAAAGCGCUAAUCGGUUUAUUAUAUUUAGCAGGUGUUCAUCAGUCUUCUCAUGUGAAUAUAAAGGACUUAUGGGCUAUGGACGGUACAGGUAUUGAAUAUUUUAGAUUAUCGAUGGGUAUGAAUCGCUUUUAUUUAUUACUUCGAGCAAUUCGUUUUGAUGAUAUAACAACACGUGCAAUGAGACAAUCUGUAGACAAUCUAGCACCAAUACGAUCAUUUUUUGAAGACUUUGUUAGAAGAUGUCAAGACUAUUAUGAAUUGAAUAAUUAUGUUACAAUUGAUGAAAUGUUAGAGUCUUUCCGAGGGAAGCAGCCAAACGGGCCCUAUCACGUAAAUAACAGUGCUUGUAGUGUCGUGGAAAGAUUGAUUAGGCCAAUUUCUGGUUCAGGUCGAAAUAUUACGUGCGAUAAUUGGUUCAGCAGUAUUCCUCUAGCAGAAGACCUUCUCAAUAACCAUAAUUUGACCAUGGUUGGAACAUUACGUAAGAAUAAGAGAGAAAUACCACCAAUUUUUGUUCAAAAACUCAAAGAGCGGGCGAAUGAAAUUAUAUCAACUAUGCAUAACGAUGAUAGCAUUGAUACUGACUGUGCUAGAUCAAAGCCUGAAAUGAUCAAAUUUUAUAACUCGACCAAAAGGGGAGUCGACACUGUUGACCAAAUGAAAGGAAA
Messenger RNA from Myzus persicae (green peach aphid), 992 nucleotides. RefSeq lists its product as uncharacterized. The transcript has 4 exons. Lineage: Eukaryota; Metazoa; Arthropoda; Insecta; Hemiptera; Aphididae. The annotation marks the transcript as partial. The record is from RefSeq and is a predicted model, not a curated record.